GCCAAUGGAUUCUCCUCCACGGUUUCUUGAAACCUGGCCGGUGUUUCCUCUCCCUAUUCCACUCUCCCACUCCAUAAAAGGAGAGCGCUUUUUAUAGCUUCGUCUCCUUCGCUUACACAAAAUCUUGCGAUAAAGAGAAAAUCACACGGCCCGUUUCCAGAAGAACAGCGAGAGAGAGAGAGAGAGAGAGAGAGAGAGAGGGGGUCGAGGAAGGAUUUUUCAUCAUGGAUGGUAGCGCGGCUACGAGGAGCAGUUGCUUCAUCGCCGACGACGACGACGACGACUGGCUGGCCGACAUGGAGGCCGGGUUCUCGGAGAGCUUCCACGCGCCGAUGAAGAACGUGGCCAGGUCGUCGCCCGUCGCCUCGCCGAGAUCCCCCGCCACCGCGAGGUUCUACGACGCGAGGUUCGAGGACCACCACCAGCCGCAUUUCCUGGAGACCUGCUUCCUCUGCAGGAGGAGGUUGGGGAGCAACAGGGACAUCUUCAUGUACAGAGGGGAGCUAGCGUUCUGCAGCGAGGACUGCAGGCAGGAGCAAAUAGAGAUGGAGGAAACCAAGGAGAGGAGCUGGAACCUCUCUUCCUCCGUGAAGGCCCUGAGGAAGAAGGAGCACGCCAAGUCCACUUCUGCUCCCGAAGCUCAGGACCCGCACUUACCCAGUAGAACCGUCGUUGCCGUUUGAUCCGAGUGUUCCAUAAAGUUUGAAGAUCAUAUACAUAUAUAUACAUAUUAUACAUAUAACCAAUACUCUUUUAGCCUGUAAUUAAGCUUUAGUCGCGUGUAUUGUAUCGAAAAAGAUGAUGGUUAUGUCGCUGGCCUCUCUGGAACAUGAAGAAGGCCGAGGAAGAGAAUAGAGUGUACAGUAGCUGAAGAGGGGAAGAUUGCUGUUUUUGAGGAUCUUCCCAGUUUCGCUCUUGUUAUUUUUUGCUUGUUUUUGUUGGGACUCUUUCAUGUAUAAGCCCUCAAAGUAUAUAACAAUGAGUGAGCCUGGUUUAUCUUUCUUUACCUCCA
Molecule: messenger RNA, 1012 nt
Organism: Eucalyptus grandis
Lineage: Eukaryota; Viridiplantae; Streptophyta; Magnoliopsida; Myrtales; Myrtaceae
Product: FCS-Like Zinc finger 3
Exons: 2
Coding region: 225-683 (152 amino acids)
Source: RefSeq, a predicted model, not a curated record